Molecule: messenger RNA, 2007 nt
Organism: Colletotrichum gloeosporioides
Lineage: Eukaryota; Fungi; Ascomycota; Sordariomycetes; Glomerellales; Glomerellaceae
Exons: 4
Coding region: 1-2007 (668 amino acids)
Source: RefSeq, a predicted model, not a curated record
AUGGAGAACACAAUGCCCGACGACGCCUCCCGCCUGUGGGCUAUUAAGCAGGAAAAGGCUGACGAGUUGAGCGCGAUGCGUGCCCAAGUCGUGCAGGCCUCGGACGCCACAUCAUCCACUGUCCAGACUGGUAGUGGCGUCGUGUCUACGCCUACCACAGCCGGCCCAAGCCGACCGUUUCCUACAAUCUCGAAGAACGAGGGCAAAUCGCCGACGCCUUCGAGAUAUACCCCACAGUUUACAGCCUCGACCAAGCAGAUUUUGAGCCGAAUCAAGAACGAGAAUGGCAGUGGAAGCAACUCCUCCCCGUCCCUUGGCUUCACCACCGCCCAACUCUCCGCCCCAGCAAAGGCAACUUACGAAGACGUUAAGCGCAGACUCGUGGAGACGCUCAGCACAUCGACAACUUUGCCAAUGCCGACAGCAUCACCCAGACCUACCGCAGCAGCCGCCACGUAUGCCAAUCAACUGCCAUCACCUAGCGGGGUCAAGAGGAAGCGAGGAUCAGACGAGCAUGACGGCAGGCCACCAACGCGCCCCACACCCCGAGACGAACCUCAGCCCGUUGCCAUCCAGCCCCCGAAACCGCCUGCCAAAAGGAAACGCGUCAAGGAUUCUUCCAUGUGUGUGAAGUGCCAGCGCAGCUCGGAUACUGCCGCAAACCUUAUCAUCACUUGUGGCUGCGGCGAGGCCUGGCACCAGCUCUGUCACGAUCCCCAGGUCUCUGAGGAAACAGCUAGCAACCCUGCCACUUUCAAGUGCAGCACUUGCGUCGUCGAAGACAAGGCGCAGGCUAACUAUCAAGCCAAACUGGUUAAGUACCGCGAGGCGAAGCAGCAGCAAUCCGAUCUGAAGAAGCAGCGGGCCGAAGUGGAGAGAUUGAGGACGAGGAAUCUCGAGGGUCUGCCAGAUUUCAUCAAGCCUGAGCUGGUGGGAUUCGGGGCUGGCGAUGCCAGCACUGAUGCGAGGAGAGAGUAUUUCGAGGAACUCCGUAGGACGGACUUGCUUAAUCUACUGUCUUUCAGUGAGCGAAUCAAGCCUGGCCUGUUGGUGGACAUUCUCGUUUCGCAGCCCGAAAGCUCUCGUACGAAUGUUCUCGCAAACGGCACUGGAAACCACUUACCACCCAAGCGUUCCAAGCAACGCUCCAAGCCCGGUGGUGUGCGACCCAUUUUGCAGUUGACGACCGCCCCUGAGGCCGAUGCUGCACCAGAGGACAAUGAGGACGAUUAUCUUCACCCUAAUUGGCCAAAAGCGGGAAAAGGACUCUAUGCCACUCUGCCCCCGGAGAAGGAAGACUCACAUUACCUGGAGGACGAUAACGACGAGGAGGCAUUCAGCCAUUUCUUUGUUGAUGAUGUCGACGACGGCGAUGAGGGCAGUGUCAGCAGUAAGACCAAGGGGAAGGGAAAGGCGGUAGCCAGAGUUACCGCUCAGGAGCCAGCUCAGAAGACAGCUCAGAAGCCAGCUCAGAAGCCAGCUCAGAAGCCAGCUCAGAAGCCAGCUCAGAAGCCAGCUCAGAAGCCAGCUCAGAAGCCAGCUCAGAAGCCAGCUCAGAAAGCAGGUACCAGCACCAGCAGCAGCAAGGCGCAGGGGAAGGGAAAGGCUGUCUCGAUGGCGCCCGUCAUUGUGGAUCUAGACAAUGGCAGGGCCAGCAGCAAAGUGAUGGCAGAGGGGAAAGCUAAAGCUACCACUAGUGUGCCUGUCGUUGAGCUUGACAUCGACAACGGCGAGGGAAGCAGCAAGGGAAAGAGCAAGAUCCCAAGGUACACGGGGGCAGGAGCGGCCACGAAGGGAAGCAAGGCGAAUAAGGGCGCGAAUAAGACAGCGACGACAAACAAGACAGCAGCAACAACAACAAACGCUGUGAGGACGGCCUCUGCGGUAGUACCUCCCGCGCAGCCGCAACGCCGUGGUCGCUCUACCAGGACAAGUCUCUCAGCGGCUGCUGAUGCCGAGCUUUACGCCAACCAUCCGGAAGCACGAAAGCUGGCGUCCUGGUUCUAG